Messenger RNA from Naegleria lovaniensis, 1170 nucleotides. RefSeq lists its product as uncharacterized. Gene Ontology annotation, biological process: regulation of DNA-templated transcription. Bases 1 to 1170 code for a protein of 389 amino acids. The record is from RefSeq and is a predicted model, not a curated record. The transcript has a single exon. Gene Ontology annotation, molecular function: sequence-specific DNA binding; zinc ion binding. NCBI's taxonomy places the organism in Eukaryota, Heterolobosea, Eutetramitea, Acrasida, Naegleriidae.
AUGGACACCAAUCCAUUGUUUCUCCAAAUGAACUGUUUGACAUACCAAACUUUUACUCCCAUGGAAAUGAAUGAAGAAGAAGAAUGGAAACAUGUGUGGAAUGAUUUCAUGAAUGAGAACAAAGCAGAAGAAGAGGACAAUGUAUCAACAUGUGGUUUUCCAUUCAUUCCAACACACCAUGGUGCUCCACUCUCAAGAAGUGGUGUAACAACAACAAACCCUCUCGUCAUGGUGGAUACACCACAUGAAACAUGUGAAUCGUUGUGCACAUUUUCAGCAAAACCUCGUCAUCAUGUUGGUCAACCGUGUGAGUCGAAUGCAUCCACAAAUUCUUUACCAACUUGGAAUUCUCAUAUAACCCUCCUCAUGGAAGAAACACAUGCUCCAACUUCGACAUGUUCCAAAUCCAACUCGAAUGCCAACUCCACCCUUGCAAGCGCCUCGACCUCGAAUCGUCGUCGUCCCUAUAUUCGAAAAUCUCGAGAUUGUAAAUGUCAUAAUUGUGGUACUUCCAAAACACCCAUGUGGAGAAAAAAUCAAGAAGGAAAACCACUAUGUAACAAGUGUGGACUCUAUUUAUUGAGAUAUGAUACAAAUCGACCCAUGGUUGAGAAAUUAAAAUUUGGACGAAGAGGACAUAAACGAAAAUUGGAUUCGAAUGAAGUGAUAGAACAACAACUACAACCACGAGCACAGAAGCAGCAAUUUGUAACUACUCUUGAUGAGACAGCAACGAGAUUGAGUGAUUCUUGUAAGGCAUGGUUGGAAAUUUCCAACAACCACGAGGAGAUUUCACAACCUUGUGUUGACAAGCCUCGAAAAGCUAAAAAGAAGAAACACGACGAUGAACAUGUGAAAGAGACAAAUCAAGGACAAGUUGGAAUUGGUAAUUCUGAGUCCAUGCAACCAGUGUCUUCUCAAGACGAAGAAGAAGGAUGGAACUCACUCGCUUCAUUGAAUCAUCGUUUGCGACAAGCAUCAGAAAGAUUUCCUGAGAUUAUUCACACGUUGAUUUCAAUUAUUAGAAAACAUGUAUUAACUCAACCUCAGGUGGUGUCACAAAUAAUUUCAUCGAGAAUGGAAUUCCCAACACAGGAACAGUUCACUCAUCAACAAGAAAUAGAGGGAGAGGUUUGCGAAUUGGAGAGGGAUAGUUUCGGGAUUUUUUGA